AUGCCCUCGCUUGCCUUCGCCCACACUGGGAAAUGGCAACUGAGCGAGGGAUUAGUCAUCACCGCAUCUCAUUUCCGCGCUAAGCGAACUUUGAAUCGAUACACGGAAGGAACUGAAUAUUCCGACUACAUCGACAACCACGACAACCACCAUCGACGGUAUCAGGAUUUCGUCAAGAUGGUCAACCUCACUACCCAGAAGCGCCUCGCGGCGUCCGUCGUGGGCUGCGGACAGCGCAAGAUCUGGCUCGAUCCCAAUGAGACCAGCGAGAUCUCCAAUGCCAACUCUCGCCAAACCAUCCGAAAGCUCGUGGCUGAUGGCCUCAUCAUCCGCAAGCCCGUCACCAUGCACUCCCGAUCUCGUGCCCGCGAACUUACAGCCGCCCGAAGAAUUGGACGACACCGUGGUUUCGGUAAGAGGAAGGGUACCGCGAAUGCUCGUAUGCCAAGGGAAGUUGUUUGGAUGCGCCGUCAACGUGUCCUCCGCCGUCUUCUAGUCAAGUACCGUGCCAGCGGCAAGAUCGACAAGCACCUCUACCACGAGCUCUACCUCCUCAGCAAGGGUAACACCUUCAAGCACAAGCGGGCGUUAGUUGAGCAUAUUCACAAGGCCAAGGCUGAGAAGGCCCGCGAGAGAGUCAUGAAGGAGGAGAUGGACGGCAGACGUGCGAAGACCAAGGCUGCCCGCGAGAGAAAGCAGGAGAGAGCGAUUGCCAAGCAACGUGCACAAUUCGGAGAGGACGAGACCGAGACAAAGUAA
Venustampulla echinocandica is the source of this 759-nucleotide messenger RNA. Its product is annotated as Ribosomal protein L19. NCBI's taxonomy places the organism in Eukaryota, Fungi, Ascomycota, Leotiomycetes, Helotiales, Pleuroascaceae. Gene Ontology annotation, cellular component: cytosolic large ribosomal subunit; ribosome. The record is from RefSeq and is a predicted model, not a curated record. Gene Ontology annotation, biological process: translation. Gene Ontology annotation, molecular function: structural constituent of ribosome; RNA binding. The transcript is spliced from 4 exons. Bases 1 to 759 code for a protein of 252 amino acids.